GUAGGAUAAUUAUAAGUUUAUAGGCUAUCAUUGAAAUUGUGUGCCGGCAAAAUCAACGUGCCUGCACGUUGACUUUGGCGCCAACUGAAUUAAAUGGACGAGAUUACGCCAAACGAAACUGCAGAACCGCCGGCUCAAUCGCCGACGCCGCGUAAACGCCUCGGUCGGCCACCGAAGGCCCACCCACAACCGACUGACACAAUUGUGGGAGCCGAGGCAACAGCUGAGGAUAUGGAGACGACGGCGACUUCGGUGGAACGUGUGCGUACAGUAUCGCCGACAUUGAACGAGUGCCGACGCAGCUCCCGCAAAAAAGUCAUUAAAUUCGAUGUGCGCGAUCUGCUCAAUAAAAACCGAAAGACACACAAAAUACAAAUUGAAGCGCGCAUUAAUUCUAAAGCACUGCCAAUUGCAAAUGAUGAAACAAGCACGCCAAGCACACGUUCACUUGCCGCUCUCGAUGGCGGUUAUGCAGCAGAAGCUACAGCCACAGCAGCUGGUCAAUUGCCAUCGGAACCGCCGCCGUCGCCGCGGUCGCUUGUUGAUAUCUUUGCCAAGCCAAAACUGACACCGAACCAGAUUAUUGGCCAAGUGAACAGCGAGGAGCCGGGCUUGGCUGGUCAGCAAAACCAAACUGAACCAACACAAGCUGGGGCAAUGCCGGUCCAACGCAAACGUGGACGCCCGCGCAAGGCACAGCCGGCGCCGGUGCCAAGAGAUGUUAGCGCGAGCCCUGCUGAAAUUAAACGCAGCAUCAGCUACUCGGAUUCGGAUACCAAUUCAGCCAACUCCACUGCCAACGGGGAUAGCGACGCCUGCUGUGAACAUAAACUAAAACCCAAAUUCAAAUCCAAGUUGCGCGUAUCGCUUAAACGCAUGAACCUGCCCAUAAGUCGGGAUUCAUCUGACUCUGGUGAGUCGUUAAAGGGCCCCUCACUGCCAGUUAACCCAUUGGAGUUGUCCACAUCUUCAUCAGAGUUACCUGCAUUGCAGGCAAUUGAUGAACUAAACGAGCCAAAGCCGUCGGUCAAUACCAAAGCGCCGGCGGAAACAAAAGUAAACAUUAAGACUGAUACAAUAACUGUGCUGCCAGCAGAUGAAGCAGAUUCUGCUUACCAAAUAAUAUUUGAGGAAGUAGAAACGGCCAAGCCGGAAAAGGACACUGAAACGAAGGCGGAUGUGGAUGUGGAGCUGCCUGCUGAGGAGAACAGCAACAAUUUCAAGCUGCUUUUCCCCAAAAUAGUAGAAGAACAGCGGCCGCAGCAGAAGACAGACACUGAGUCGGAGUCAAGGCCGAGUCUCUGCUCUGCCAAGGAUGUGGAUAAGCAACAGUUGGAGCGCGAAUCGCCAAAUCGAAUAAGUAGCUUGGGAGAGCAGAUCGCAGAAGAGCAAAGCAUGCAGGCCAACUGUGCUGUCUCACCAGGACCUACAUGCAAGCGGCGCAGCAAGCGUUCCAGUUUGCGUGGCAGCGCACUCAGUACAAACGGCAGCAAGAUGACGCUGGAGGAAACAUUUGCCGAAAUCACAGCGGCUAGCUCCAAACAAAUCUUGCUGAAUGAAGCAGCCGAAGAGCCGCAGAAGCUAGAUGCACCCAUUGAUCUCGUCGAAGAAUGUAGCAAUAUUUGCAAUAGCAAUAGCAAUAACAAUAGCGACCUGUUGGAAUUGCCGCCGCAAUUGAAGGACAACUUGAAAACUAAUUAUAAAUUUGAAACACAAAAACAAGUGUCUAACACUUCUGUCCAAUCGGAUAUAAACGAUGUCCAAUUGGAAUGUGCUGCCUCCGAGCAGCUGGAGGCGUUGACAGUGACUGCAACGGAGGCAGCUAAAGGUCCAACUGAGCUGCCUGCGCAGGCGAUUGAUGAUAAGAUGAUUGCAACUUCCAAUUGUGCCAGCAGCAGCAACUUCCGUUGA
Messenger RNA from Drosophila novamexicana, 1911 nucleotides. RefSeq names its product probable histone-lysine N-methyltransferase CG1716. The record is from RefSeq and is a predicted model, not a curated record. The coding region runs from base 94 to 1911 and encodes 605 amino acids. Gene Ontology annotation, molecular function: DNA binding. Lineage: Eukaryota; Metazoa; Arthropoda; Insecta; Diptera; Drosophilidae. The transcript is spliced from 3 exons.